ACGUAUUCUAAUCAGAGAGCACAGCAGCACCCUGUUCCUUUUCCAUCCGGCCACUCCACCCUCCCGCCGCCGCCGCCGCCGCCGCCCACCUUCCUCUACACCAGGGUUCCCUGCUCAGAGGCCGACCCUCCGUCCGCCCGUCCGCCCCGACGCCCAGGUACCCGUCCGCCCCGAGCUCCGGCGCCAUGUUCAAGAAAUUUUCUUCGGAAGACAUAUCCGGGCAGAAUCAGGUCAAGGCGUCUGUACAGCGGAGGAUCCGGCAGAGCAUCGCGGAGGAGUACCCUCUCCUUGAGCCUUUGCUAGAGGACAUGCUUCCGAAGAAGUCACCGAUGAUUGUGGUUAAAUGCCAAAACCAUCUGAAUCUUGUGGUGGUCAAUAAUGUCCCUCUCUUCUUCAACAUCCGUGAUGGCCCGUACAUGCCGACCCUGCGGCUUCUUCAUCAGUAUCCCGAGAUCAUGAAGAAAUUCCAAGUGGACAGAGGUGCUAUCAAGUUUGUUCUCUCUGGUGCCAACAUUAUGUGCCCUGGACUGACAUCGCCUGGUGGUGCGUUGGACAAUGAAGUCGAUGAGGAAACACCAGUGGCUAUAAUGGCUGAAGGCAAACAGCACGCGUUGGCGAUUGGAUUUACAAAGAUGUCAGCGAAAGACAUAAGCACCAUCAACAAAGGAAUUGGAGUUGACAACAUGCACUAUUUAAAUGAUGGCCUGUGGAAGAUGGAGCGUCUUGAAUAAGUAGAAUCGUCGAGCGACGCAGGAUCUGUGGCAUGAUCAUAUGGAACUGUAACCAGGGCAUCACAUUUUCUUGUAAACAGAUAGAACAUCCGCUUUAGUUGGCACUAAGCUGCUGCUAAAAUCCUUGUAUGAUACCAAUACUAUGUCACUGAUCGUUUGGUUGUACCAGUAACAGUUCAGAAGAAAAUGCUGAUUCUGCUCUUUUUUGUAAACUUUACAUUGGUGGUUUAUUUACUGUGGGUCUAUCUA
Messenger RNA from Lolium perenne, 980 nucleotides. RefSeq lists its product as uncharacterized. Gene Ontology annotation, biological process: formation of translation preinitiation complex. Lineage: Eukaryota; Viridiplantae; Streptophyta; Magnoliopsida; Poales; Poaceae. Gene Ontology annotation, molecular function: RNA binding. The record is from RefSeq and is a predicted model, not a curated record.